AUGUCGAUUAAAAUAACCUUUUCAAAGCAAGGAAACAUUGUACCUUAUGGUCCAAUUUUAUUGGCACACUAUAUUAAUUCUAAGCAAGAAAUUUUGGAUAAACUUGUAAUUGAAUGGAAUGUUGAUGCAAAUUCUGAAAGCAGUGUUACUCUGGAGACUAAUGAUGAUGUGGCAAAAUAUUUGGCCAAGCACUUUAAUUUGAUAAAUUUGCAUGGUGAUAAUGAAUUGAUAACAAAGCAGAUUGAUCAAUGGAUAGAUUAUUCAAUUGAUAAUUUGGAAACUACAGAUUUCAAGAAACUUGAUAAAGCAUUGGAUGAAAUCAAUCACCAUUUAACAUUAAGAACUUUUUUUGUUCAAUACAAUUUUACAUUGGCAGAUAUUAUUAUAUGGGGAGCAUUGAAAAGAGUGCAUAUUGUUAGAUGGUUUAAUUACAUCGGAUCAUUAGAUUUUGUACAAAAUAGUAUCAGUUGGACAACUAAAGCAAUUUCAUCAACUAAAGUAUCAGAUCAACCAAAUAUGAAUAUUGAACUUGUAAAUGCACAAGUUGGAAAAGUUGUAACGAGAUUUCCACCUGAACCAAGUGGUUAUUUACAUAUUGGUCACGCAAAGGCUGCCAUGUUAAAUCAGUAUUUUGCUCAAGAAUAUAAAGGAAAAUUGAUUGUUAGAUUUGAUGAUACAAAUCCAAGUAAAGAAAAGGAAGAAUUUGAAGAUUCAAUAAAAGAAGAUUUAGAAUUAUUAGGAAUUCGACCAGACGAAAUAACUUACACUUCAGAUCAUUUUGAAGAACUUUAUAAUUAUGCAACUGAAUUGAUUAAAAAAGGUUUAGCCUAUGUCGAUGAUACUGAUGUAGCAACGAUGAGACAAGAACGUAUGGAGGGAAUUCCAUCAAAAAAUCGUGAUUCAUCUGUUGAUGUGAAUCUUAAAACAUGGAAAGAGAUGAAAGAGGGAACUGAUUCUGCAUUGAGUUAUUGUUUGAGAGCUAAGAUUGAUAUGAGCAAUCCAAAUAAAGCUCUUAGAGACCCUGUUAUUUACAGAUGCAACAAAUUAUCUCAUCAUCGCACUGGUAAUAAAUGGAUAGUUUAUCCAACCUAUGAUUUCGCAUGUCCUGUAGUUGACUCAAUUGAAGGUGUUACUCACGCAUUAAGAACUAAUGAGUAUAGAGAUCGUAAUGCGCAAUAUUAUUGGUUUAUCGACUCUCUAAACCUAAGAAAAGUUCAUGUUUGGGACUUUAGUCGUAUGAAUUUUGUAUACACCUUAUUGUCUAAACGUAAAUUACAAUGGUUUGUUGACCAAGGAUAUGCAAGUGGUUGGGAUGAUCCAAGGUUUCCUACUAUUAGAGGGAUCAGACGAAGAGGCUUGAAAGUGGAAGCAUUAAAACAAUAUAUUUUGUCGCAAGGAGCUUCUCAAAAUGAUGUCAUGUUGGAAUGGGAUAAACUCUGGGCACUUAAUAAAAAGAUUAUUGAUCCAAUUGCACCUAGACAUACAGCUAUACUUGAACAAGAUGUCGUAAAAGUUAAAAUAUUAGAAGGGCCUGAAAAUGUUCAAUUUAAAUUGAUGCCAAAACAUAAAAAAAAUGCAAAUAUUGGAUCAAAAAAAACCUGGUACGCUCCAAACAUCUUGGUUGAACAAGAAGAUGCUAAAUCUUUUGAAUUGAAUGAAGAGAUUACAUUAAUGGAUUGGGGUAACGCGAUAGUAAAAUCGAUUAUAAAAUCACCAGAAAACCCUGAUAAAAUCAAUUCAUUAGAAGUAAAACUACAUUUGGAAGGCGAUUUCAAAAAAACCAAAAAGAAAAUCACUUGGUUAUCAGAUUUUUCUUCAACACAAAAAUCGGAAACUCAUGAUAAUUACCAACAUAAUGUUGAAAUUGAAUUAAUAGAUUAUGAUUAUUUGAUUAAUCGACGUAAAUUGGAAGAAGCUGAUAAAAUUGAGGAUUGUAUAACUGAGAAAACCGAGUUUAUUGAAAAGGCUAUUGCAGAUUCAAACAUUAAGGAUUUAAAGAAAGGCGAUAUCAUUCAAUUUGAACGUAAAGGUUUUUACAUACUAGACAAUAAUAUUACUUCUACUUUAACAACAAUCCCUAAAUUUAUUUAUAUACCUGAUGGUAAAGCAAAGACUAUGGCGUCAAAGGCAAAUUGA
This is a messenger RNA of Entrophospora candida, 2136 nucleotides long. The record is from the annotation of a GenBank genome assembly. Lineage: Eukaryota; Fungi; Glomeromycota; Glomeromycetes; Entrophosporales; Entrophosporaceae.